This is a messenger RNA of Zymoseptoria tritici IPO323, 744 nucleotides long. RefSeq lists its product as uncharacterized. The transcript is spliced from 3 exons. Bases 1 to 744 code for a protein of 247 amino acids. The record is from RefSeq and is a predicted model, not a curated record. NCBI's taxonomy places the organism in Eukaryota, Fungi, Ascomycota, Dothideomycetes, Mycosphaerellales, Mycosphaerellaceae. Gene Ontology annotation, molecular function: oxidoreductase activity.
AUGGCCGACAAAACCCUCGUCCUCAUCACUGGCGCGAAUCAAGGACUAGGCUACUACGCCGUUCAACAACUAUCCGCAACAAACAAAUAUCACAUUCUCCUCGGAUCAAGAGAUGUGAAGAAAGCCGAAGCCGCAAUUUCCACCCUCAAAGACGAUGCCUCCGCCGGUGCACGACCCGAAAAUGUCUCUCCGAUUCAGAUCGACGUAUCAGACGACUCUUCCAUCGCAGCGGCAGCAGACAAGGUCAAGUCUGACUAUGGCUACCUUGACGUUAUCAUGCUCAAUGCCGGUGUGGCCACGGCGGAGGGGUCCUUGAGAGAGCAGUAUCAAAAGAUGUAUGACACGAACCUGUUCGGCGCGGCGGUGACGCUGGACACGUUCCUUCCACUUCUCAAGAAGUCAAAGGCGCCGGAUGGGAAGCGGAUUGCGACUUGUACUUGUGUACGCAUGUUUUUGACAAUUCUUAGGGACCGAGAAGACAACUACUCGGCGGAAAUGUACCCAAUCUACCGAAGCACGAAGACGGCCAUGUCGAUGAUCAUGUUGCACUAUGCGAAGCUUCUGGAGAAGGAAGGUUUCGUUGUGGGAGCGAGCGAUCCUGGAUACUGUGCUACGAACCUCAACAACAAUUCCGGUUUCAAGGACCCGAGAGAAGGCGCGAAAGAACUCAUCAAGGUCGCCACCGCGCCAAAGAAGGAUGUGCAUGCGAAGGUUGUUGGAGACGAGGGAGCGGAGCCGUGGUGA